Molecule: messenger RNA, 435 nt
Organism: Striga hermonthica
Lineage: Eukaryota; Viridiplantae; Streptophyta; Magnoliopsida; Lamiales; Orobanchaceae
Source: the annotation of a GenBank genome assembly
AUGAUCGAUGGUACGACUGGCCAUGAAGGGUUGUCUUUUAAGGAUGGUUCGUCGGGAUACAACCAAAUACGCAUGUCGCCAAAAGACGAAGAGUUGACGGAAUUUCGCACUCCAAAGGGUAUAUACUGCUAUAAGGUGAUGCCAUUCGGCUUGAAUAACGCUAGAGCAACAUAUCAAAGGGCAAUGCAAAAGAUCUUUGAAGACAUACUCCAUAAGAACAUCGAGUGCUAUGUUGAAGAUGUGGUGAGGUAUGAAGGUUCAACAAUUGUACCUUCCUCGGGACUCAAAACAGAGAAAAAAAGGGGUUCAGUUUUGAUGAACGGCCUUUCGGCCAAAGAAACUCCCGGCUGCUGCUCGUGCGUGGAUGUUCGGCUGAGUAAACGGCCUGCUGUUAGGCGAGCAACGACCGACGGACACCCCGAACACUACUACUAG